GAGCGAGCUGUCCAUCGGUGCACAGCAGAGAGAGCACCCCCACCCCCCACCCUCGGUCUUUGUUUUUGGCGACCCCCCCUUAUCUUUUAGACCAUAAGAUUAUUUCUUUCCGACUUCAGCUACAGUGAUAGCUAAGUUUGGAAAGGAGAAAAGGGGAGAAUCGCGGUGUUUUCUUUAUUUUUUCUUGUUGUUAACGCUCGUGUAACCGGGGUUGACCUCCAUAACAUUACAAAAGAUUAGCUAUUAAAGAAGAAAAAUUCCUGGUUAUUUCUUCGUGUCUGCCGUUUGAACAGCUUUGAAAUGGACAACUCUGGACCUAAGAAGACAUGCUGCGGAUCCAUCCAAGAUUUCUUCACUUCAGCGAAAUUCCUUAUUUACAUGGGCCAUGCGCUGUCAACAUGGGGUGACCGAAUGUGGAAUUUUGCUGUGGCUGUGUUCCUGGUGGAGCUGUAUGGGAACAGCCUGCUGCUCACGGCGGUGUAUGGGCUGGUGGUGGCCGGCUCUGUGCUCCUGCUGGGGGCCAUCAUCGGGGACUGGGUGGACAGGAAUCCCAGACUCAAAGUGGCCCAGACUUCACUGCUUGUCCAGAACAGUUGUGUCAUCGUGUGUGGGGUCCUUCUGAUGGUUGUUUUCCAGUUCAAAGAACAGCUUGUGGAGCUUUACAAUGGAUGGAUUCUGACAACCUGCUACAUCCUGGUCAUCACCAUCGCUAACAUCGCCAACCUGGCCAGCACGGCUAUGUCCAUCACCAUCCAGAGGGACUGGGUGGUGGUUGUGGCGGGUCAAGAUAGCAGCAAGCUGGCAGACAUGAAUGCCACGGUGCGGAUCAUCGACCAGCUGACCAACAUUCUAGCUCCCAUGUUAGUGGGUCAGAUCAUGGCUUUUGGCUCCCACUUCAUCGGCUGUGGUUUCAUUUCUGGCUGGAACCUGUGCUCCAUGUGCGUGGAGUACGCGCUCCUGUGGAAGGUGUACCAGAAGACGCCGGCGCUGGCCGUGAAAGCCGGGCAAAAGGAGCAGCAGCAUGAGCUCAAACAGCUCAGCCCUUCAAGAGAUAUGGAGAGCGGCCAAAGUCCUGAAGAGUCGUCUCAGCCGCUGAUGAACGAGACGGCAGCAGUGCCCAGCUCCGACUCUCCCAAGCAGCAGGGCUGUUGCUACCAGGUGGCCGAGCCCCUGCGCACCUUCAAGGCCGGCUGGGUGGCCUACUACAACCAGAACAUCUUCUUCGCCGGCAUGUCCCUGGCCUUCCUCUACAUGACGGUGCUCGGCUUUGACUGCAUCACCACGGGCUUCGCCUACACGCAGGGCCUCAACGGCUCAGUGCUCAGCCUCCUGAUGGGGGCUUCAGCCAUCGCAGGCAUCUGCGGCACCGUCGCCUUUACUUGGGUUCGCAAGAAAUGCGGCUUGAUCCGCACCGGCUUCAUUUCGGGCAUAGCCCAGCUCUCCUGCCUCAUACUGUGCGUCAUCUCCGUCUUCGCUCCGGGAAGCCCCUUCGACCUCAGCGUCUCGCCCUUUCAGGAGCUUUACACCCACCUGAUCGGAGAGAAGGCCCUGCCAGAGGUGGACCACAGCCUGACCAGCAUUCUGACCGGAGGCAACACCACUACGGCGGCGCCGGCUGAAGAGGUGCCUCCUCUGCAGUCCUACAUGUCUGUCAGUUUGCUGUUUGCUGGCGUCAUCGCUGCUAGAGUCGGCCUGUGGUCCUUCGACCUGUCAGUGACCCAGCUCAUCCAGGAGAAUGUGAUCGAGUCGGAGCGAGGUGUGAUCAACGGCGUCCAGAACUCCAUGAAUUACCUCUUAGACCUGCUGCACUUCAUCAUGGUGAUUCUGGCUCCGAACCCAGAGGCCUUUGGCCUGCUGGUCAUCAUCUCUGUCUCUUUUGUGGCCAUGGGUCACAUCAUGUAUUUUCAAUUUGCUUUCAAGAGCCUGGGCAGCCGCCUCUUCCUCUGCUGCUCGCCGGAGCAGAAGGUGGAGACGGAUGACAGCCCCUCACUUCCGACCACCGUCUAAACCCAUUAAAGAGACUCCAUCCUAGGGGCUUUCUUUCCAAACCUAACCUUGCUCUGCAUCUUAUGUACCCAUCUAACAUCGUUGCUUGUAGCUGGCAGAAUGCUAACACUAACCAGAGUUUUAACAAAGCAUUCAUCAUUAGCAGAGAUGAGAUAACCGCUUCCAGUCGCAGGAAACUAACCAGUGUGUAACUUUAGAAAAGGCCAGUUUCCUGUAACGUUUCCAGUCAGGAAGUCAGAGGAGAGCUUCUGCCUUUUAUCUUAGGAUUCACACGAGCACGUAGCAUCAAACAAGGAUCCGUCACCUUGAGUUGUAACAUCAGGGGAUGCAGCACUGUAACAUUCUCCUCCUGCUGGUCUGAAUUUUGGUGCUUCAGCUAACAAACCAGCAGAAUGAGGGAGAAGACUUUGCAGGCAAGCAGAUGCUGAGGCGCGAAUUAAAGACGACUGUCUGAAAACCAAGAAGACAGACAGAAACUUGCUUCUCAGUGAGCUCAUUGGUGCUGCAUCUCUUCAUGCUUCUCUGAUAGCAUUCUGUUGGUUGCAUCAGCUUACAUGCUGUACAUACAUAUAUAUACAUAUAUAGUAUAUAUAGAUACUAGUAUGAUUAGCAGGUUGUGGAUGUCUUCAAAAAUAGAAAAGGGGGGAUUUUUUAUAUUUAACCAAACACAAAAUGGGAUCUAGUCUCUUUAAUAUUGGUUAUAAGGGUUACGCAUUUAACUGUAUUUAUUCAGCAAAUUCAGACGGUGGUUUUUAUACAACUUUGUCAUCAGUAUUGUGUUUCUUGCUUUUGUGCCAUAUGAGACAUAUGACAACUCCUAUGCACCAUAGUAAUAACAGCUCUCAGUGACCAAAGUACAAGUCCAUUUGCAUGGUGUAAAAGGAAGUGAGGGAAAGCAGUUCUCUGUCUGAAUCAUUCCAAAUAUAUAUUUACAUCUGCUGGCAGUCGUAAAAACUUGACUUCAUCUGAAUAUUUUAACCCACGAGGAGAUUGUACUUAAAUUUAGCUUAUCUGCUAGUUUAAGCUAAUGGUUUAAUUGUUUCGUCGCUGUUUUGAUUUUCAUGUUUGAGUUCUCUUAGAGUGAUUUUUUUUCUGUUGUGAUUGUCGUUACUCAGGCACUUUAAGUGAUUGACAUCUGUCAUUACACACAUCUAAAGCGUGAUCAGGUAUAGUUCAUUAUGUUUUGCACAAGGCUGAAGUCCUGAAACCUUCAGUCCCAGCCCCAGUCUGCACAAUCUCAUUUCAGUCAUGCGUCGUCUGUGAGAGGAUUGUGGGUUUAAAAGAAAGGAAAAAAAUCAGCUAGAUGUCUGAGUCAGCACCCCUUAUCUUACGCUUUAUAACUCAGUCAUGGUUUUUGCUGCCGUGAGCUUCAUCAGAUACUGACUUUUACCCAAAGUUCAGCCCGUUUUGCUUAAAUCUUUAGCUUUUUAAAUCUAGUGUAGUCUUAGACUAGUUUGUGGCUUUGUGUUUGCAUGCUGUUUUGGAUAACCUACUGAUAGAACUUGGAAGUUGCAUCAGAGCAAGUAAGGAAAACCAGGAAAAUUUGCCUCCAAGUUCAAAAUUUUUCUUUAAAAUCUACCUAAUGUAGCUUUAUCCACUUUCUGACAAAAACUUUCAACGCCUUGUUAAAAAUUUUGCCUUGACAGCUGCUUAACGCACAUGUUCGGAUCACAGUCUAGCCAAGUUUUCAGUCCUGUUAUUUGGUCUGGAAACAGAAGCAGACACACCAGAUGUAGGAGAACAGAGGGCCCACUUUGAGCGGACGGCCGUGAGUCAGGAUGUCUGCACGAGGUGCAGACUUUCAUGCACAACCCGUCUUUGUAACAUCAUUUUGAAGCCAGUCUGGGCAUGGAAAAAAAAAAAAGCAGCUCAUUGAAUGUCACUCUGCUGAUUCAGGAACAUCACA
This is a messenger RNA of Melanotaenia boesemani (Boeseman's rainbowfish), 3913 nucleotides long. RefSeq names its product solute carrier family 40 member 1 (gene slc40a1). The coding region runs from base 301 to 2007 and encodes 568 amino acids. The transcript has 8 exons. Gene Ontology annotation, molecular function: iron ion transmembrane transporter activity; peptide hormone binding. The record is from RefSeq and is a predicted model, not a curated record. Gene Ontology annotation, cellular component: basolateral plasma membrane. Gene Ontology annotation, biological process: iron ion transmembrane transport. NCBI's taxonomy places the organism in Eukaryota, Metazoa, Chordata, Actinopteri, Atheriniformes, Melanotaeniidae.